AUGAUGAGCCGAUGCACGGUGCUGCGGUUGCCGCUGCGAUUUGCGCUACUGGCAGCCGUGGUAACAGCUGCCUCCCGCUGCGACGACAAGAAGCCAUUGUCAAGUCCCGUCGCCAUCGCCGGCCUUGAGCACAAGGUCCUGCUGAACGACCUGUCGCGACCCCGGGGGGUUGUCACAGAUUCGGCCGGCAACCUGCUGGUGGUCGAACAGGGAGGCAAGGGCGUGCGGAGGGUCGUGCUGGACGACGGCGACGGAGUCGACGUCUGCGUGAAGGAGACGUCUCAGCUAAUCGACGACGCCAGCCUCAACCACGGCAUCGCGCUCUCGGCCGAUGGCACCGUCCUCUUUGCCUCGUCCUCGACCGACGUCUACGCGUACCCGUAUGAUGCCAUCACCGGCGAGGUCGGUUCCGGCAGCAAGGUCGUCACAGGCAUGGACCAAGGCGGACACGCCACACGAACGCUACUCAUCCCGCGGCACAACCCCGACCUUUUGCUGGUGUCGCGCGGUUCGGACGGAAACAUUGACGUGGAAACGACGGAUAUCGGCUCGGCCCGCAGCCAGAUCCGGACGUUUAGGAUCAGCGAACUUCUCGAAGGCUACGGUCCCAUCCCCUACUCGAACGGUGCCGUCUUGGGAUGGGGACUUCGAAACAGCGUCGGCGUUGCCGAUGACCCGUCGACGGGCAACAUAUGGUCAGUCGAAAACUCGAUUGAUAACAUGAAGCGCGGGGGCAAAGACAUUCACAACACGAACCCCGGCGAGGAGCUCAAUUUCCACGGGCGCCCCGACGACGCCGACAGCGACGUCUAUGGAAAGAACUACGGAUACCCCGCCUGCGUGGCCAUUUUCGACAGCUCCAACGUUGAAAAUUACCCCGGCGGUGCGGCCAUUGGCAAGCAGAUGGUCGGCGACCAGAUGCCGAGCAACUACACGGACACGUAUUGCCAAGAGGAAACGGUGUCGCCGUACAUUACGUUUGAGUCGCACCUCGCGCCGCUAGAUGUCGAGUUUCAGGAGGACGGGUCGGCUGCCUAUGUUUCGAUGCACGGAAGCUGGAACCGACAACCCCCAAAAGGGUAUCGCCUCAGCCGCGUGACAUUUGCCGACGGCUUCCCCGUGAAGGCCAAGGAUAGCCAGGAUGCCGAAGAGAAGAUCAUGUGGAACGCGGACGAGACGCAGUGCCCUCGAAUGUGCUUCCGGCCCGUUGGUUUGGCGCUGGAGCCGGACGGCAAGAGGCUGUUCAUGACGAGCGAUUCGACGGGGGAGCUAUUUGUGAUGACGGGGUUCCAGGCAUCGGGAUAUUCGAGAGUCAAUAACAAGAUUCAAACGAGCGGAUAG
Drechmeria coniospora is the source of this 1341-nucleotide messenger RNA. Its product is annotated as NHL repeat-containing protein. The record is from RefSeq and is a predicted model, not a curated record. Lineage: Eukaryota; Fungi; Ascomycota; Sordariomycetes; Hypocreales; Ophiocordycipitaceae. Bases 1 to 1341 code for a protein of 446 amino acids. The transcript is spliced from 4 exons.